GUCUCGCCUCCCGACCGACACUCUCCCCGCCCAGGUCUGGGAAUACCAUCGGCGUCACUGAGUCGGUCGUAAAUUGGCGAAUUCUUGAAGUUCGGCGUCUUCGAACGACUUUGUAUUCAGUUCCUGGUUUAACUCUCGUGGUAAAUCAUCCCCAGCUAUGGCCACGGAUUUAACCCCGAAAUGGCACCCGCUGCCGGCAAUCCCUGGCCUUCCGGCCCUGAUGAUCUCACCGCACUUCGGCACCUCGUCAUACACACUUCAUGUCACCGACCUCGCCAACGUAUGGGUGGAGAGGCUGGGCCGAAAAGGCAUAUUGCUGCGAAGCCUUCAGGAAAACACAAGCAUCGACUUGAGCGAUGGCGACCCCAACCAGUGGGUUGUCUUUCUCUCAAAGCUUGACGCCGCCCUGAAUCCCACAUCGGCGGAUCACCAUAGCACUAGCCUUAGCCUGUCCGCAUCGUGUCCAGAUAGCACGUCUACGGGCAAUCUGGCCCUCCACGUCACAUGCGUGCUACCGGAGCCGCUCAUGCCACUUAGGUGGCCUAUCUACUUGACCAAGUGCCCCCCGGCCACUCUGACCACGGAACUUGUCUUGCCCCUCAUCCAAGCACAUCAUCACCGGAGCUUGGAGGUCGAGAAUCUGAUAGCGAGGCUGAAGGAGAAGGAUGCUGUGAUCGCGAAGCUAGUCGACAAGCUAGAUGCUAUGUCGAUGGGGCUGGAAAAUGUCUUCAAUUCCCUCCCUGGCAAGCGCAAGGCCUCACGAGAAACGGCCGAGGAGAAGGUCAAAGGCCUUGCUGCCUUUGAUGAAAGUGACUGGAGAUCGAAACUGGAUACUAGCCGAGAGCCACCUUGGGAUCUGGCACGCUUGCUUUCUACGGUCUUUGCCGAAUCGGGGUUGCGUUGGAGCGCAGAUCCUGAGAUCAGUGCUUCCGAUCAACUUAAUGACUGGUGGGUACAGCUAGACUCCAAUCCGCGUACCGCCAUCAAGCCCAAGAUGGAAAUACCGAAGGAAUCUCGGGAGACACCUCCCCGAGAAAGCAAAGCACCUCAAGGGAAUGACGACGAUUUCCAAGAGCAGACUCUGCCCCCACGCCUACAGUCUCAUAGGCGAAAGCGUGACGCCUUUCCAGCCGCGGACGGUUCGACUGGCGAGGGUGGUAGUGCUGCAGAAAUCCCCCAAAAUAGUCUAUCUCCCUCGAAAGAAAAUCCGCGUGCUCGAAUAGGUGUGCUUGGCGGCAGGGAGAGGACCGGCGAUGAAACUUCUGCCAGCCGGUCUUCUCGGACCAUCCGUGCUGACGGGGACGAAACCGCGUCGGAGCCCGAGAACGAGCCGGCGGAUCGAGAUGUCCCAAAACGACAGAUCCAGAAACUAGGUACCAUCUCCAAAUCGAGGAAGCUGUCAUCUUCGCCAGCGAAGGCCUCCUCUCCUAUACCUCUGCCAGCGGUAGUAGGUGAUAGUGGUGACGAGACGGCAUCCGGCUCCGACUCUGACGGCGGGCGAGAAGAGCCAGCGGGUAUUCGACCUUCUUCUCGAUCAAGUAUAACCCAGAAGAAGCCAAUUGGGCUAGGGCGGAUUGGUGGCAGAUCCAGAGCAACCCCGGAGCCAUCAGAACAACGGAGCGCGACACCGGCUGAAGAGGAGGACAUUAAGAUUACAAGUCCGACCAAGCCUCCUGGGCGGAAGCUUGGGGUAAUCGGAGGAAGAUCCAACGCCGGAAUAAAACGCCAACACACAGCAUCUCCGGCGAAACCGGCAGAGCCGGAGACUGAGGAACAGAGAGUGGAACGCAGGCGAGCUGACCUAGCGAAAGAGCUCGAACGCAAGGCCGCGGCACCGACGAAGAAGAAGCGGAAAUUCUAAGCGACACUCUAGUUCUUGAUCUUCUGGCGGUGGUAUUGAUACCCGUUGAUACCCCCGUUCUUGGAACGCUCGAAUUUGAGACGAUAUUGACCCUUACUCAAGGCCUAAGCAUACUCUGUCCCUGUUACAGCGCCCUAACUAAGUCCCUUGAAACAUGUGUUGUGCUAGAUAGAAAUUGCCUGUCCCGGGCGCUGCAGGGCCUUUAACUGACAACGAUGCACAUCCCCCCCCAUGUAAAUGGCUUUCGUGGCCUCUGGUAUAGUAUUAUUUGGCGUCGCGGAGUAGACAAAGGUUAUGUAACCUCGUGUCAAUAUCUCUCUAGUAAAAGAGGUAAUACACGUAUCCUCUAUGGGAGGACAACCUACAGUUCCACGAAAACAGACA
This is a messenger RNA of Durotheca rogersii, 2245 nucleotides long. RefSeq names its product XLF-domain-containing protein. The record is from RefSeq and is a predicted model, not a curated record. The coding region runs from base 158 to 1861 and encodes 567 amino acids. Gene Ontology annotation, biological process: double-strand break repair via nonhomologous end joining. Gene Ontology annotation, molecular function: DNA end binding. The transcript has a single exon. Gene Ontology annotation, cellular component: DNA ligase IV complex; nucleus. NCBI's taxonomy places the organism in Eukaryota, Fungi, Ascomycota, Sordariomycetes, Xylariales, Xylariaceae.